Molecule: messenger RNA, 1689 nt
Organism: Stylophora pistillata
Lineage: Eukaryota; Metazoa; Cnidaria; Anthozoa; Scleractinia; Pocilloporidae
Source: RefSeq, a predicted model, not a curated record
UGCUUUGAUAACAAAGAAAACACGGCUCUAUUCAAAAUUCACUCUAGAACUUCCUUAACGAGUAAAUCUACAAGAAUCUUUGGGUUUCAAUAAGCGGAUCACAACAGCCCUACAGAGCUAUCGAGGAAUAUACAAAAAGGUAAAGAAAACACGCAAAAACACUGAAACAGAGGAUUCAUUGUCUUCGAAGAAACAUCUCAGUGCCUUCCGGGGACAUGGACAACCAUGCAAGAAAUACGCCGGUUAGCGAUGGCGUUUCUAGCGCCGCUAGAGAAAUUUCAGAAGAGCGUACAAACCAUGAUCAGGAAACUUGCAACGACUUGAGUGGCUCGUUAUCUUGGUUUCCCUUUAAUGAUUCAGCCUCGACUGUCGUUGAAACAAGAUCUGACGAUCCAGCAAAUACUUUAAAGUUGAUGGUCUCAAGCUUCCGUGCCGUAUUGAUCGGUCAGUCAGGCACAAAACAAGUAACCAACGAUCGUUGCUGUGACCGAGAAAAGCUUUCCAUCGAAGAACAAGCCCAUAGCAGAACAACAGACUCAUUUGGAAUUAUUUUGUCCAGUCUUGAACGACCGAUGCCCUUGAUCAAGAAGCAAGGGUACCUCAACGGACCACAUUGCGAGAGAAUCAUGGAAAAACUUGAGAUUUUGCAGGACAAUGGAAAAUUUAGAGAACACGAGUACUUAGCCAUAUCGUUGCUUCAACUCUGUGCCACCGGAAAUAAACCAGACAUGGAGCUGGCCUUAAAAAUAGAGCGAGGAGUGGCCUUUUCGUAUCAGAAAGAGUCCAAAAAGAGCAAGUCUAUGUUUACUUCACUCAUACAAUCAGACAAAAACAAAACGUGUCACGCACUAAAUUCGAACAUUCUGAUGGCAAGAGCCUACUUUUUAUAUGUGGCUGACAUAAGAAAAAGGAAGCCCGUGAAGUUACCACGGCUCUUUGAAUACCUUAAACGUAGCGAGUUUUUGUUGCAAAACCACGAUUCGCCAGAGGAUUGGGCUGAACUCUAUCAAAAGUACGGUCGCCUUUGGCUAGAUCGCAUGAGCCUGAUACCGGAUGACGAGCGGAAUGCGCCAGCAAGAACAACCGCCCGAGAAAAUGCGAGGUACUAUUUUGAGCAAGCUAUCUCUUACAGCCAAGAAGAUCUCCGACUUAGGGUUCAAGUCAAAAGGCAAAGGCACAUUCGUCUCAAUCUUGCAACGUUACUCCUCGACUGCGUUUCAACAGCUGUGCGGACCCAAGCGAAAGCCAUUCCCUCAAGUGACAUAAAAAAAGCUGAAGAACACCUCAAUUUCAUACAGCAAAACCUUGGAGACAGUGUCCCCAUGGGCACAAUGAUACAGCUCUUGAAAACACGAUCAGAUCAGUUUUAUCGCCAAGGAUCUCUCCAACUUGCAAAGGAGACGGCUGAGGAGGCUUUUAUUCUAGCUUCCUCCAAUAAUUUUAACACUGAAUUGGACCCUCUGCAACGACGUAUCAAGUUUCUUGACGAUAAUCUUGAAAAAUUCAAGCAAUUUGUAUCCAGAGAACCCGAGCAGUAUAGUAGCGAAACCUGUUGUAGUGAAUAGAGCUUGGCAACAUAGAAAAAAAAAGUCGAUGCAAAAAGCAGGACAUAUCGUACUGGAGGUUAACGCCGCAAAAUAAAUAAAUAAAUAAAUAAGAAAUGCUCAAAAUAUUUGGGAACAAAAUGUC